Lagopus muta (rock ptarmigan) is the source of this 7541-nucleotide messenger RNA. RefSeq names its product geminin DNA replication inhibitor (gene GMNN). Lineage: Eukaryota; Metazoa; Chordata; Aves; Galliformes; Phasianidae. Gene Ontology annotation, cellular component: nucleus. The transcript has 7 exons. Gene Ontology annotation, biological process: negative regulation of DNA replication; negative regulation of cell cycle. The record is from RefSeq and is a predicted model, not a curated record. The coding region runs from base 234 to 920 and encodes 228 amino acids.
CGGACAGGAGGGAAGGGGGCAGUUCGUUGGGUGCUGCGUGCGUGUUAUUGCAGUGUGCUGUGCGCGAGCGGCCGGCGGUAAGCGGGGGCUCUGUGCUACUGGAGAAGAGCGGGGCUGGAAGGCUCUGCGUUUGGAUCUUGGCGGGCUCCGGGCGCGCCUCCCCAUUGGUUGCGCGGCGCAGGGGCGGGGCUCCGUCUCCCGCCAUUUUGGGCGUGCGUUACUUCAGUGAUCUGAUGAAUUCCAAAAUGAAACAAAGCCUGAACGUGGAGAACUCAUCUGGAUCUCUGCAGAAGUACUUCACAGACACUGCAUGCAGUGCUGCCCCAAGACGGACUCUUAAGAUGAUUCAGCCUUCUGCAAAAGGUUGCCUGGUUGGAAGGUGUAAUGAGAAGAAAUCUUCAGUCAAGAGGAAACUCUGGAAUAACAGGCUUACUUCUUCAGCUUGUAAAGCUGAGGAAUCUGUGGACAGAGAGCAAGAAAAUGAGAAUACAGAUGAUGUCAUUCAAGCUGUAGAUCUCAUAAAAAAAAGUCCUUCAUCUCAAUAUUGGAAAGAAGUCGCUGAAGAAAGGAGGAAGGCUCUGUAUGAAGUGCUUCAAGAAAAUGAAAAGUUGCACAAAGAGAUCGAACAAAAAGAUGGUGAAAUCGCCCGCCUAAAGGAGGAAAAUGAGGAGCUCAUGUCACUGGCUGAACACGUGCAUUAUUUGACCAGCAUGAUCGAGAGGCUAACGGGGCAAGAAUCUGAUAAUCUUGAGACACUGGAAAGUCUGGCUUUGGAUGAAUCCAAGCAAGAAAAUGAAGAACUUAACCUUGGUGGUGAUGCAGACAGCACUUCUUCAGAAGGGCCUUCACAAGCAUUGUGUGACUUAAGGAAGAGUGUCUUGCUUCAAGUGAAGGAAAUUAACAACUGUGACCUUAAGUAGGCUUAUGUAUGUGGAUUCUUUUAAUUGCAGACUUCCCCUUGAAAGGACAUACUACAUCUUCUCAGGUAUAGAAACUCUUGUGGGAGCAUGAGGGUGGCUUUUAACUGAAAUUAUGUAGCAGGGAGUAUCUCUAUACUGCUUGUAAAACUUAUUACAGGCUGCAGUUAGUUGCUUGUUUAAAAUGCAAAUACUGUGUAUUUCAAACUGUUGUUUAAGUAUCAAAUGGUCUGACAUAAUGCAUGAGAACUGAGAAAUAAAUUUUUGCCUUACCAAAGCAGUGUCUUGUCUGAGUUGAGGAAUGGCUAAUUUUAAGCUCCACAAGUUGAUUGUGGCUACUGUAGAUGGAAGUUCUCAGUGUGUUUAGAAGGACUACCUGGGCACUUCUGAACUCCCUUGGUUUAUUUUUAUUUUAUUCAGAAUUCUGGAGAGCAGAAUGGCUUGAGGGGAAGGGAAAAGCAAAAGCUGGAAAAAAACUUGAGUGCUGUUGGUGAGAUGUAAGAUUAUUUUUUUUUUUUUCUGAAUGGAUAAUAAGACUUCAGAUUGGUUCUGAGGUUUAGUUAAACCCUUGCUUUGUCACUCUUAAAUGAUUGCUGCUGUCUUUUAAAGGAGCCUUUUCCAAGGCGUAUAGGUGAAAGCUUAAAUAGAAAAUGGUAGGGUUUUUUGAAAUUUGUCAGCUUAUAGAAUAGCUCAGUUGGAAGGGACCUGUGGAGAUCAAGUCCAGAUCCUGAGAGCCUUAGGAGCUAACUGAAAAUGUAAAGCUCAUCACUGAUGGCAAAAUUGUCAAAAUGCUUCUUGAGCUGCUGACAGCUGUGGUGUUUACCACCUCACUAAGAAGCCUGUUGCAGUGUUCCACCAACCUCACAGUAAAGAAUGCUUUAUUAAUGUCCAGUCUGAAACUCACCUGCAUGUUUUGUGCUCUUGUUCUGUUAUUGGUAAUAAAGGAGCAGAGCCUGCUGCCUCUUGAGGAGAGCAAACAGACAGAGACCACUCAGACUUGUGUACUCUGCCUCUCCUAGCAAGAUGUAGCUUUCAGCCCUGUUACAAGCUUUGCCUUCUUUUGUGUGCUUUCAAAGGCCUUAGUAUCUUUCAUAUUGUGGGGGUCAGAACUGCAUCAGUGCAAGUAUAGCAAGAGGUCUGCCUCUGCUGGGCUAUGCUUUAAUACCCCCCAAAUGUGGUUUGCCCUUGGCUGCCAGGACAUGCUGCUGGCACAUGCUGAGCCUGCUGUCACCACCUCCAGUCACUUUCUGCUGAGCUGCUCAUCUCCUACUCUGUACCUGUGCCAGGCAUUACUUUUCCAAACACAGAACCCAGCAAUUACCUUUAAACAUCGUGCUAUUGCUAUUACCCACUUCUCCAUGGUAACUAGAUCCCUCUGAAGCCUCCCCUGGAUGCUCUUGCUUGCUCUUCAGCAGCUGUUCUGAGAACUUGAUAGAGAUGAAGUAGCCAUGCUUCAGAGCUGUUCCAAAUGGAAACUUGCUGUCUGUUUUCAGAGUACUGUUCUUGGUAUUUACCAAGGGAUGAGGCAGUGUGUUUGCCAGUACAGUGUUUACAAAUGUUUCUCUUGUAAAUACUUCAAGUCUUUAAGUGUUUACAAGAACAAAAGGUACACUUCAAAAACUUUUGAGGACCUUAUCUGAUAGCCGUAUACAGGAAUUAAGUAUUUCCAGCUCCAAGUGCUGAGGUACAAGGGAGAGUAGUGCAAGCUUUCUAGUCUUGGGUGGGAUCUUGGCAGUUGUUUGGCAAGGGUCUUCCUUGGACAGGCUCUAAAAGAAGGUGGUGGCAAUUGCAAUACCUUGUGAAGAGUUUAAUGCAAAAUGCAAUGCUGCAUGACUUUCAGCUGGCUGAAAUAAUCAGGGAUUUUAGUUAGUGGGUUUCUAUCUGACCUUCCCAAAACAGGUGCUUCAGGGCAUGCACAAAUGCCUUCAGAGCUAUCAGAUUGGUAUUUUUAGAUUUCUUCUGUAUACUAUUGUUUCCACAUGGGUGCCAGUUAACACCUGUUUCACAACACAUUUGAAUGGGUAUAUUGGAAUCAUUACAGGAUUUCUGGCUUCCAUUUAGUCUUGAAUCUGGUAAGCAAAGCAAGGCAUCGUGUUUUCCUGGGAAUGUAAUAAACAAAAGAUUACACCCUUCAGUUGUGCUCAGAGGACUAAACAUAAUUCUUUCCAUUGCAGGUGUUUCCUUUAACUUGCAAUAAUGCAAUGCUCUACUGAGCAAAACUAAAACAAAAAAACCUAACAGCUUGGAUAAUGGCUAACUGUUUUGUAGAAUAAUUUUCUUUUUGGGGGAGAUGGGUAAUAUGGUCAAGUGACCUUAUUGCCUGGAUUCUAAGGUAGUGAAGGUUUUUCAUGUCAAAGUAGUUAAGCAGUAGAAGCUGAGGAAACAGUUUUAACUUUUCAUAGCAGAUCUUUUAUGCAGUGGAAUUGAAUUUAUUUGUAGUUUCUUCUUAGGUAGCAUUAUUUUCAACAUUUGGAGUAGUUUACGUUUCCUCAGAGCCAUAGAAAGCUAUGAAGUUUCAUACCUAAUUCCUUGGCAAGUUAGACCAAGCGAGUGGAGGCAGCUGUUGGAACUUUAUUCAUGUUUUGGUGUUUUCUAACUGAUACAACACAAGCUUGAAUAAAACAAUUGUCAGAAUGCUCUAAACCCAGAAUUCGCAUGCACCAUCUUCAUCUUGCAUUUGUCUCAUCUUCAUUAAAAUCUUCAUUAAAACAGCCAAGAAGAAUGUUUAUUAGAUCUAAAUUGUGUGCUGUUUUUUGAUUAAGUUCAAGUAACAAAGAAAAGAUGCUUUUGAGUACCUGGAUCUUUCUUUGAGUUGAGAAGGACUUUGUGCUAAGUAAAUCUUUCAUGUCAUUCAUAUAUUCUUUAUACCCUGCAGCAUUUGGCUGGCCUGUGAUUAGAACACCUCUUACUUUCAAAAAUACACAGGUCAGUUAGUAAUUACAGCAUGCUUGCACUGAAUAACUCCAAUGCAUACUGUGGCAAUUAUCAGAGAAACUAGUUUUGUAAUUGAAAAAAAAAACAACAUACUGUGAGAAGACCAGCUGUGAGAGAUGAACUGUGGCUUGGAAGCUGAAUCUGUAUGUGUUCUUUGUUGCAGAUGUAUUGGACCUUGAUCAAGUAAUAUCUCCUUGUUAUAUCAGAAAUAUUAACUAUAGAAACAUUAUCAGGAGCCUUGUGCUGCUGCAUUCAUCGCUGUUUAAAAAUGUCCUAAAACAGUUGUUUCAUUUUUUUUGUCCUGAAUUCAUUUUUUUUAAACAUACAUGCAUUGGAGUUGUCUUAUCAAAGUACGAGAACUUUCUGUGUGUGGAAAAACUUGUCAAAUGUGUGGAAGUUAUUUGUAGGUUAUAUGUAUCUGUUACAGACAUCUAACCUUUUAUUUCUGUUCAAAUAUGUAAGGAAACUUUCACUUACCACUGAAGCACAGCUGUGUAGCUGAAAAGCAUCACUAAAGACAAAGGCAUUUCAUAUCCAGCUAAAUUACAGAGAACACUGUCAUGCAAAACAAAAUUAUCAGUUCUGGAACCUAAGUAGAGAAGGUGAUUUUUCCAAGAAGUCAUAAAUGCCUUUGUGCAGCCACCUAACCAGCAUGCUGCCUCUUUUUCAUUGUUCAGCCUGUGGUCACAGUUUGAUCUUUUGCUGAUGGACCUUAAAGUUUCACAGAUGUGGGAUGCAUUUACUGGGUCCUGGCACUUUUCCACAAAGAAAUGUGCAUGCCUUGAGGACAGAAUGUCAGGUAUGUAAGACUGAAGUGUUAUGAGUCUGGACGUGUUUCAGGAAGGAACAGCUGUGCCUGGACUAGCAGAGACAAGUAAUCAUUGGUUUGGAGGGGGCUCAUGUUAGGAAGAAUGUUUUAGCUGGAAGACAAGCUCAGCAAAAAUAACCAUCUCAGUGCAGAAGUUCAUUGUAUUGAAGACAAUGCACAGAGAAGUGAAUUAGACCAUAAUAACUCCUUGGCUGGACAACUAAAAUCACUCGAUGUUUGGCACUGUAUUGCUUGCCUGAGUGACCACAGCACUGACAUGUGCUACAGCUUACUUUGCAGCCUGCACACAAAUAAGAAAAAAAGAUCAGUUUAGUUAUUUUUUUUUUUCAAAGGAAGUACACUGUGUAUUCAUUUACUUUUCCUUAAGGGCCGUCUGAGGUUGUUUUUAGAACUGAAUUUGAGAUUAUGAGCAGGUUUGAAAAUCUACCAAGCCCUCAUGUUAUUAGUGCUGUUCCUGUUGAGACUGAAUUGCAUUGUUAGCAGUUCUUUCUUCAGAAAUCAUUAUUGUGUAUUGUUAACUUAUGUUUCCAUUCAUGUAAUAACAGGGUAGUUGAGAAAUGAUAAGGAUGAGGAAAUGAUAAGAAAACUAUUUUCUGCUGCUUUGUAGAUCUGCCAACUGACCAUGAUGAAAUGUGAUUGGUCAUGUUCAAGGCCAAACCCCUGGGGACAGCGAUACCUCUGGGGCACCUAAAUCAGCUGAAGAGGAGCACUGUGGGUUCUAUCAUCAGGUAGGAUUGCAAAUUGAGGUCCAUAUAUAGGAUACACAGUCCAGCAAUCCUACAGACUUCUAGUUUUGAAUGUUUCAUGUAAUAAUCAGUAUAUAACAGACUGCAGCAUGGAGCAAAGCUACAUUAGAUUGCUUUUUGGAGGCAUGCUGAUUCCAGGAGGAACCUUAUGGAUGGCAAUGAGAAGCUCUGGGCAGGCAGAUUGCUUCUGCUGCUGUAGCUGGAGGCUGUAGGUGACUGUAUCUACUGGGCAGAACCCAGCAAUGCUAACAGCAUGGUGAAAACCAUGGUAGCUCACAGAAAGUGUGAGGGGUAAAAAUAAGAACAAGCCACUGACACAAACACCAGGCAAACUCGGUUCCUGAGAGCACUUAACCUGGCGUGCUACUUAGACUCCAUUGCUGCUGAGUUACUUUGGUCCAGGAACUGUUUUCUUCACAUACUUUUCUGGGGUGCCCUGGACCUAGUUUUAAUAGGUUUUUAGAAGGCUCAAGGUGUUCACUUUCUCAAGAAUAUGUAACACUGAGGGCAGAAACUGCUGAGAUUCCUGUUUGGUUACUUAAACUGAAUGUAGUUUUUUUUUUUCCUGUAUGUUGUCACAAAUCAUGUUAAGACAAGACUUUUUCUUUUAGAAAAAAAGUAAAUAAAAGAAAGCUAGUGCUUAAACUUACCUUUAGCCUUUAUACAUCUAUAUGCCAGGUUCAAGCUUGUCAGUCUCAGGUACCACAAUAAAAACCAAACUCUGUGUCUCAAUGUUUGCACUCAGAUAUCUGUGAAUUUCCUCACUGAGUCUGAGGGCGCAAUUUUCUCAUACCCAUUUGGUGUAAGCUGUAUAUAUGGGGCUUCUAAUAAUUGGAAUACUAUUGUGGAUGAGCUUUACAGUAACAAACUCACUUAAACUACAGUGAGACAGAAGCAACGCCAUCAACUCCAUUUAGUGUAAUACCUGUACGUGUGAGCAACCUGUUGUUCUCUGUAGCUUUGGCUUUUUGAUCUUCAGGUACUUCUGCGUACCUCAGAUCAGUUCAGAAUGCAACACCUACAUAGCUUUUCCCCCUAAAAAAUUGCAUUCUGCUCUGUGAUGCACAAACUGUAGCCAAGCAAGCUUUUGAUAGGAUCUGAUGACAGAUAGAAGAAUAUAAGAAUAUUCCUGGUUUCUUUUUAAACACUGUGUGCUUCUUGCUGAUGCUCUGAGACAGGAGGAAGGGUGCCCACACAGAGACACUUGAAGCAAACAGAGGAGGAGUGCUAAGAGGAUGCACUCUUCACCUUGCUUCAAAAAUACUAUUUUAUUUUAGAACUUUUUUAAUGUGCUUUUGUUCACCUUACAGAGAUACAACUAAGAGCAGUCACUUUCACCGUUGUUUCAUCCCUCUAUUUUUCCAAACUUUCUGAUUUGUGUGUCUAUUUCUGUUACUAAAACAGCUUGCUGCGUACCUUCCCUUGGCCAACAGAAAAAAGGAACUUGCAGCAGUUGUGUAUACAAAAACAUGAGCUAGUAUUGUAUCAUUUCUGCGCCACUCAAGAUACUGCAGUUCUGUCUGCCCUCACACAAAUAAGCUAUGUGUUUGCUGUGUGUAUUGCUUGCUCAAACGUAGAUAUUUGUCAGACCUUAAUGUUCUUCCAAGUCUUAACAUUGAUAUGGUAUGUAACAAAAAGCAUUUCUUCACCACAGGAAAUCUAGCAGGUAAUUUUGCACAAUUUAGCUGAACUUCUUUUAUAUCAUAGAAUCUUGUAAUCUUGUGAUUUCCAAAUAGGCAGUUCCUGCUGAGUUCUGCCUAUAGUAGUGGGGGGUGAUUUCCAUGGUAGUUUGAAAGUUACGUGAGCCUAACUAUGGAGAGGAUACUGGUAGAAAGAAAGAUUAUACAUAUGGACUGAUGUGCUUAGUACUUAAAAAAUAAUCUUUAUUAUAACUUAAAUGUGAUAGGAAAUAAAUGUCACAAAACUAAAGGGGGGAAAAAAAAAAGCAGAGGUCAGUACAAAAGAACACCUUGAAAGAACUCAGCUGCUGGGACAGGUGUGGUACAAAAACCAGAACAUGGUUAUUUCACCUUCUGUAUAAAGAGUCUGUGUCCCUCAGUAAACAAGUAAGCAUUUUGAACUGUACAAAAUGUACCUUUUUAAUUAAAGGGAGAA